This is a messenger RNA of Klebsormidium nitens, 2339 nucleotides long. The record is from the annotation of a GenBank genome assembly. NCBI's taxonomy places the organism in Eukaryota, Viridiplantae, Streptophyta, Klebsormidiophyceae, Klebsormidiales, Klebsormidiaceae.
AUGUACAGCACGCAGAUUGUUGGUGCAGCACCAGUUCCACUUCUUGGCAUUGCAUCUUGCAGCUUGCGUCUCCUUCUGCCCUCCGCCCCCCUGAUGCCAGCGAUGGCGAUCGAGCCGGCGGCAGGGGCGGUGGUGGCCCCGCGGCGGCAGUACAGCAUGGCCGAUGUGCUGCAGCUGCGCAGUGGUGCGGCCUGCAACCUGUCCCUGGAAGAAGCGGGCAUUGUCACGGAGCCAGCCACCCAAAUUAUCUUCAGAGGCGCCUCGCAGUGGCAGAAGGCGCCGGCCGGCAGCCCUGGGCACCACCACCACCCCCGACGCUCCAAUGGAGAGGCCCCUGCCCCGCAGCAUCAGAGGCAGGGCGGGCCAGGGGCUGCUGCGGGGCAUCGGCCGCUGCCGGUGGUGAUGGGGGGUGGGGCGGAGGAGGAGGAGUGGGGCGAUGCAGAGGAGGACAGCGAGGAUGAGAACCCGCAGUACAAGGCAUUCCAUGUGAGCGGCCAGCCCGACUUCAGCAUCGAGGAGCCAGACGCAGAGGAAUACCUGAGGAGGGUCAGGUGGGAAGCCCAGCGGUGUCCGCGCGUGGUGGUGGCCCCCGCGCACGAGCGGCCACCCGCAGCCCCUGAGCAGACCCCAUACAUGCCGGCCCUGCCCGGCGUAACUGCGUGCGCCCCGCACCUGCUGCCCUCCUCGGAGUGGGAGGCGUGCUUCCUGGCCGACUUCUCAGACCUGCGCACUGAGCUCGUCCGCCUGCUUGACCUGCUGGAGGAGGCGGACGCGGCUGCGCUGUCCUCUUUGCCGUCCUCUGCGGCAGCCAUCCCUUCUGUGCGCGACGCCAGCGCCUGGAAACGCUUCUGCCUUGGCCCCAGCCCUGGGCCCCAGCCCGCCGAGGGCCUGGCCAGCCAGCGCGAGGGGGGGCCGCAGGAGGGGCAGCCGGGGGAGGGCUCUGGCUGCAGCGGAGCGGUCGAGGGCAGUGGCAACGAGGGGGGGGCUCAGAAAGAGCGGGAUGCAGGCAGGGAGGAGAGUUUUGAGGGCACGGCCUGCCAAACACUUGAUGAGCGGGAGGGGGUCCAAAGCUUGAGCCAGGAGGAAGAAGGCCGGGGGGGAGUGCAUGGUGAGGGACUGGAUGGCGGGGGAGCGCAGGAGGCGGGGCCCACCAAGGAGUUGGCGGUUCAGGGAGGUGCCUCACCCGAUGAGAGAGACACAGAGCGGGUGCAAGUGACGGCCGGGGCUGACGGGGGGACCCCCGGACACCAUACCGGGGAGAAUGGAAGCUGGCAGACUGGGAGUGGAUCAAGCGGGGAUCCUCAGCGAGGCUCACCAAGAGCCGGCAGCCCCGCAGCUACAGGAAGCGGGAAGGCAGGCCUGAGAGAGACGCAGGGCGGCGGCGGCAUGGAGGAUUCUGGCAGCCUUGGGGCAGAGCCCCCGUCGGAAGUGGGAACUGCGAAGGACGGGGCAGCAGCCAACGCAGACAGCCAAGGGGGUGACAUCACCACAACAAGCCCGCCAGUGCGACGGGCGCGGCGGCGGGAGGCGCUGUUGGAGGGCGUGCUGCCGUUCCUGGGCAUCCUGCUGCGGCUGGACCAGGUGGCGCUCGCGGUCCACCUGCGGCACCACGUGCGCUGGCUGCAGGAGCUGCCCCCCUCCGCUGCGCUGGACCGGCGGCGCGGCGCGUGGCUGUUUGCUCUGUGCGCCACAGUGGGCAAGCCCCUGGACCCGGACACCCAGGCCGCCCUGCGCGACCUGCUGCGCACUGCGGCCCUCAGGCGAGCCAACAAGGUGUCGCCCGGCGACCCCGAGCUGGCGGUGCUCAACAUGCUGAUCGCCAUCGCGGGCCGCUACUUCGGGCAGCAGGAGCGCUGAGCGCGGCCGCCGCAGCGGAGCGGACAGCUGGUGCACGAGAGCGGGCUGAGAAGGACUGAGCGUGGCGGGAAAGAGGGGUGGGGAUUUGCUGGUAAGCAGGGCUGAUCCCAGUGCAGGUUGGCAGUAGGAUGGGCUUUGUGCGGUACAGCAGAGGGCCAACGGAGUGGAGGCGGUCGAGGUUCAGCGAGAGUCCGGCAUACGGUCUUGCUGUCGAGCAUGCAGAGGUGUUAUUAUGUACUGACGUGAGAUCAUGUGCCCCCAGUAGUGGUUCUACAGUGGCGGUGACGGGACAUACGUGGUGCUUAUGAAGGUUCUCCCUGAUUUGACUUACUCAGUGGAGACCACAAUAUCUAACACUCGCUGCGGGGCUUUCUCUUUGUACAUGCAAUGUCUGGGCACGCUAGACUCAAGUCAUAGCCUGUCACGCUGGCUCUAUGUGUCGCGCCAUUGUUGUGUUGGAGUAUGCUUCGAAGAUCUGCAGG